AUGCAGGUUUUACGGCUUGAGGCCUCAUUCAACAUAGCCGAUGUAAAACCUGCCAAUAUGAUCGUAGCAGUGGAAUCAAUCCUCAGCCAGACGAGAGCGACAGACGAAACGAAGAACCUCAAUCGACACCAAGUUUCCUCCCUCCUCAUGGCCCAUAGGCUGCGCGACGUGCUUUCCAAGGUCGAAAGCGAUGCACUUAAGGAACUCAGGGCCGACAACGACCUCGUUAUCGUGCCGGCGGACACGGGGCGUUCAACGGUCGUAUUGGACAGGACAGAUUACAAUCAAAAAGUCAAGAUCUUGUUGGAGGACCGUCAGUCCAAUGUUCCAUGCUGAUCCAAUCACAAAAAAAACGCUGACACGAGAAAUAAACGCGACGCUGUUGGCAAUGGAGACCUCGGGUGCAAUAUCGCCAGUCGACUGACGCAUGGCGAGAGCCCAAGAAACGCCCUAGCCCGAUUUAACGGUCUCCCAAAAGUACACAAAUAUGGCAGUCCCCUCCGGCCUAUCGUAUCACCAAAAGGCACUCCGACCUGCGGGCUGGCAAAGUGGCUGUUACGACUUCUCAAAGUUCUGACCUGCAAUUCGAACACCGCAGUCAGCUCGUCAACGCAAUUCUUGGACAAAACUUAAAGGAGUAAGUCUCCUGCCAAGCGAUGUCAUGGUUUCCUUUGAUGUCACGUCCCUUUUUACUUCUAUCCCGCAGGACCUGGCAGUCGAGGCCAUCGAACUACUCCUACGAGAGAAAUACGACGAAAGGGAAAAUCGCCUCCAACACGCGCAAAUCAUUCAGCUUUUGAAGUUCUGUCUCAAGACAUACUUUACGUUCGACGGAAAAAUCUACGAGCAGGUGAAGGGAACGCCAAUGGGUUCGCCAAUUUCGGGAUUCAUAGUCAAAAGGCGGUCCUACAACGGCUGGAGAUGCUGGUUUUCCGACAACACCGACCGAAAUUCUGGGCUUGGUAUGUGGAGGACACCUUUGUCGUCAUCGAACGGGAUCAGAUACUGACAUUCAAAGAGCAUCUCAACGCGGUCUUCCCGGACAUUCAAUUCACGAUGGAGGAGGAGGAAGAGGAGAAGGAGGAGGAGGAGGAGCAGCAGCAGCAGCAGGAGGAGGAGGAAGAGGAGGAGGAGAAGGAGGAGGAGGAGGAGGAGGAGGAGGAGGAGGAGAAAAAAACCAAUUUCAGUGAAUAUUCCCAUGCUACAAUUGAAAAGUCAAAUUGGCGAACACGUUUUUUCAGUAACUCUUCAUCAGGUCAAAACGGUUACAAUGAAGUUUAA
Molecule: messenger RNA, 1281 nt
Organism: Spirometra erinaceieuropaei
Lineage: Eukaryota; Metazoa; Platyhelminthes; Cestoda; Diphyllobothriidea; Diphyllobothriidae
Source: the annotation of a GenBank genome assembly